Messenger RNA from Pseudomassariella vexata, 1521 nucleotides. RefSeq names its product pyridoxal-dependent decarboxylase. Gene Ontology annotation, molecular function: pyridoxal phosphate binding; carbon-carbon lyase activity. Gene Ontology annotation, biological process: carboxylic acid metabolic process. The record is from RefSeq and is a predicted model, not a curated record. NCBI's taxonomy places the organism in Eukaryota, Fungi, Ascomycota, Sordariomycetes, Amphisphaeriales, Pseudomassariaceae. The transcript has a single exon. Bases 1 to 1521 code for a protein of 506 amino acids.
AUGCAAGAAGCGUACGGUCGCAUUCGCUCAUCAGUAACCACCACAUUUCAAACCGCACCAACCCUCCCCACACCAGCCCAACUCUCUACGGCCCGGUCCUCCCUCCCCAGCAGCACUGCCAUCACCUACCUAACCUCCCACGGCCCCCAAGCAACCCUAAACCACCUUCUAACCGAUAUUGCCCCCGGCCUCAAUGGCCAGAACCGGUCCAGCAGGUACUGGGGCUUCGUGACGGGCGGGACACUGCCCAUCGCCGAGGUGGCGGAUAACCUCGUCAGCGCUUACGACCAGAACGUGAGCGUGCACCUCCCCGGGCAAACCAUCGUGACCGAGGUCGAGGAUGCGGCGUUGAAGAUGCUGGUCGAGCUGUUGGGGUUGGGAAAUGCAGAGGAUUGGGAGGGGAGGACGUUGACUACGGGGGCGACGGCGAGUAAUGUGCUUGGGCUGGGGUGUGGGAGGGAGGGGGUUGUGGGUGCGAAGUUAGCAAGGUUGUCUUCUUCGUCUUCGGCAUCACCCGAACAUGAAGGUGUAGGCGAGCUCGGCCUCCUGAACGCCUGUCUCAAAGCCAGAAUCAUGGAUAUCCAAGUCUUGACCAGCAUGGGCCACAGCUCCCUCUCCAAAGCGGCCUCCAUCGUCGGUUUAGGUCGAGCUUCCGUCAAAGAACUCCCCCACAGCGCCGACCAGCCCUGGAGACUCGACCUAGACGCCGUUGAAAAAGAGCUCCAGCGCGAAGGUGUCGCGAGUAUCAUCGCCGUCAGCGCCGGCGAAGUCAACACCGGCCGUUUCGCCACGACCGGACUCGAGGACAUGCAGAGGCUGCGGUCCAUAGCCGAUCGCCACGGGGCUUGGAUCCACGUCGACGGCGCGUUCGGCAUCUUUGCGCGCCUUCUACCGCAGACUGAAGAGUUCGCACAACUCCACCAGUAUGCCGCCGGGCUCGAGCUCGCGGAUAGCAUUACGGUCGACGGACACAAGUUACUCAAUGUGCCGUAUGACCUGGGGAUAUUCUUCACCCGCAAAGCAUCGACCCUGACAAAUGUUUGCAAGAACCCCAACGCGGCGUACUUGCCCUCUGGUGGUGGGACAUCGGAUAUCCAAUCCCCCCUUGACGUCGGGAUUGAGAACUCGCGGCGGUUUAGGGCCCUACCCGUCUAUACUGUGCUGAUGAGUGAAGGGCGGGACGGGAUCACAGAGAUGUUGACACGCAUGGUGUGUUUGGCACGCAGGAUAGCGGCGGUUGUGAAGGAGUCGGAGGAUUAUAUCUUGCUGCCGGAUGAGGCCAGCCUAGAAGAUACGCAUAUCAUCGUGCUGUUCCGUGCCAAGGAUGAUGAGCUGAAUAAGGUACUGGUAGACACCAUCAAUACAAGCUGCAAGUGGUAUGUUGGUGGGACGAAAUGGAGGGGCCAGACGGCAGUUCGUCUUGCGGUUGCGAACUGGCGAGUUGAUGUCGAGGUUGAUUUGGCCAUGGUCAAAUCUUCUCUGGCCAUGAUAGCCCAAAACCACAGAAGGAACAGCCGAUAA